This is a messenger RNA of Cuscuta campestris, 1288 nucleotides long. The record is from the annotation of a GenBank genome assembly. Lineage: Eukaryota; Viridiplantae; Streptophyta; Magnoliopsida; Solanales; Convolvulaceae.
UCAAUCCAAUCAUAAAAAGAGAGAAAAAAACCCACUCUUUAUCAAGAAGAGAGAGUUUUAUAGGGAAAAAAACCAAUCUUUCAAGAUUCUCAAAAAGAUUUAGAUUUGUGGUGUAAAGUUCGAGUCUUUGAUUCCAAGAAUCAGCAGAGAGGAGUGGAGAUGGAGAGCGAUCUGAAUCUGAGGGCCACCGAGCUAAGACUGGGCUUGCCCGGAACUGAAGAGUGCGAGAAAGAAAUGGCUUCAUGCCCCAAGAACAAGAACAAAAGAUCCUUUCUUGUUGAAUCAGGUGGUGAAGAGGACUGUGAAUCCAAGGCCAACAAUGAUUCUGCUAAGACUUCCCCAGUUUCCAAGGCGCCAAUAAUUGGUUGGCCACCAGUGAGAUCAUACAGGAAGAACAAUCUGCAGGUGAAGAAGGCAGCAGAUUCAUCUGAGAGUGGAAUGUUUGUGAAGGUGAGCAUGGAUGGGGCUCCAUACCUGAGAAAGAUUGAUCUGAAUGUGUACAGUGGGUACCCAGACCUGCUCAAGGCUUUGGAGGCCAUGUUUAAGCUCUCCAUUGGUCAGUACUCUGAGAGGGAGGGCUACAAAGGCUCUGAAUAUGCACCUGCUUAUGAGGACAAAGAUGGUGACUUGAUGCUUGUUGGUGAUGUCCCUUGGGAAAUGUUCUUGUCAUCAUGCAAGAGGCUGAGAAUAAUGAAAGGAUCAGAAACCAGAGGAUUGGGUUGUGGGAAUUGAAGAUCAAGAAACCAAAGAAGUGAUAUGAAAUGAGUGGAAUUUGAAGAUCUUUGUGUCUCUCUGGCAGGGAAUUGAUAAAGAUAGGUUCUUUGCAAGAUUGGGUUCUCAGAUUUACAAGAAUCACAAAAAUUUGUUUUGAAAUCUUUUUCUUUUCUCUUUUUUUUUUUGUAUCGUGAAAUACCCAUUCCAUUGGGGCUUUCUUCCACUCAGAACUGUUAUUAUUAUGAUGAUGAUGAUGCUAUUGUUUUUGGUUUAUUUCAAUUUUUUGAGUCGUGUCGUGUAAAUGUAUGUUAUCACGAAAAAAAAGCAUGCGUGGUUUCGAGAUGUUUUUGUUUUUUUGGAAUAAUGAAGCCAACCAAAAUUGAAAUAUGCAACAAAGUUUGGUGGCUUUGUGUGAUCCAAAAUUAUUAAUUGUUGUAUUCCAUAAAGUCGACCAAGUAAACAUGUGAAUAUGUUUUUAUAUUAUCGGAUACCAAAUGAUAUUUACAUUUUAUUUUUCGCUAUUGACAUUCGAAAUUACACUCCUUUUGUUCCAAAUUAAAAUGUUAAGGGGUUA